AUACCCGGUCGGUUGUUUUCUGUUCAUAUAAUGCAUACAGCUCUGGUUGCUGGUUGGGCCGGUUCGAUGGCUCUGUAUGAAUUAGCGAUUUUUUAUCCUUCUGAUCUUGUUCUUGAUCCAAUGUGGAGACAGGAUAUGUUCGUUAUACCCUUCAUGACUCAUUUAGGAAUAACCAAUUCAUGGGGCGAUUGGAGUAUCAGGGGGGGGGGGGGGGGGGGGGUUGUAACGAAUUCGGGUAUUUGGACUUAUGAAGGUGUAGCGGGAGCACAUAUUGUGUUUUCUGGGUUAUGCUUUUUGGUAGCUAUUUGGCAUUGGGUGUAUUGGGAUCUAGAAAUAUUUUAUGAUGAACGUACAAGAAAACCCUCUUUGGAUUUGCCAAAGAUCUUUGGAAUUCAUUUAUUUCUCUCAAGGGUAGCUUGCUUUGGUUUUGAUGCAUUUCAUGUAACAGGCUUGUAUGGUCCCGGAAUAUGGGUGUUCGAUCCUUAUGGACUAACGGGAAAAGUACAACUUGUAAAUCCAGCGUGGGGCGUGAAAGGUUUUGAUCCUUUUAUUCCAGGAGGAAUAGCCUCUCAUCAUAUUGCAGCAGGAAUAUUGGGCAUAUUAGCGGGCCUAUUCCAUCUUAGCGUCCGUCCACCACAACGUCUAUACAAAGAAUUGCGUAUGGGAAAUAUUGAAAUCGUCCUUUCCAGUAGUAUUGCUGCUGUCUUUUUUGCAGCUUUUGGUGUUGUCGGAACUAUGUGGUAUGGUUCGGCAACUACCCCGAUUGAAUUAUUUGGGCCCACUCAUUAUCAAUGGGAUCAGGGGUACUUCCAGCUAGAAAUAUAUCGAAGAGUUAGUGCUGGGCAAGUAGAAAAUCAAAGUUUAUCAGAAGCCUGGUCUAAAAUUCCUAAAAAAUUAGCUUUUUAUGAUUACAUCGGCAAUAAUCCAGCAAAAGGAGGACUAUUCAGAGCAGGUUCAAUGGAUAACAGGGAUGGAAUAACGGUUGGAUGGUUAGGACACCUUAUCUUUAGAGAUAAAGAAGGGCAUGAACUUUUUGUACGUCGUAUGCCUACUUUUUUUGAAACAUUUUUGGUCGUUUUAGUAGACGGCGAUGGAAUUGUUAGGGCCGAUGUUCCUUUUAAAAGGGCAGAAUUGAAGUAUAGUGUUGAAAAAGUAGGUGUAACUAUUGAGUUCUACGACGGUGAACUUAACGGCGUCAGUUAUAGUGAUCCUAUUACUGUGAAAAAAUAUGCUAGACGUGCUCAGUUGGGUAAAAUUUUUGAAUUAGAUCGUGCUACUUUGAAAUUCGAUGGUAUUUUUCGUAGCAGUCCAAGGGGUUGGUUUACUUUUGGGCAUGCUUCGUUUGCUUUGGUCUUCUUGUUCGGACACAUUUGGCAUGGUGCUAGAACCUUGUUCAGAGAUGUUUUUGCUGGUAUUGACCCAUAUUUAGAUGCUCAAGUCGAAUUUGGGGCAUUCCAAAAACUUGGAGAUCCAACUACAAAAGGAUAGGCAGCCUGAUACAACAUUGCUUUGGUAUCUUUCUUUUUCCCUUAUUUUCUUUCUUUUACUUUUAUUGACAUAGGGUACCAGAGAAAUCUUUAUUUGAAUCAACUUUGUUUUUACUCUUGUUCGUUCUUUAUCAGGAAGAUGAUAAAAAAAAGAAAAUAAAAAGAAACAAACAGGUAUGCAAGCUAUAAUUGUAAACCACGAUCGAAUCUAUGGAAGCAUUGGUUUAUACAUUUCUCUUAGUCUCGACUCUAGGGAUAAUUUUUUUUGCUAUUUUUUUU
This is a messenger RNA of Capsicum annuum, 1766 nucleotides long. Its product is annotated as photosystem II CP47 reaction center protein-like. Gene Ontology annotation, cellular component: membrane; photosystem II. Gene Ontology annotation, molecular function: chlorophyll binding. The transcript has a single exon. The record is from RefSeq and is a predicted model, not a curated record. Bases 31 to 1488 code for a protein of 485 amino acids. Gene Ontology annotation, biological process: photosynthesis, light reaction; photosynthetic electron transport in photosystem II; photosynthesis. NCBI's taxonomy places the organism in Eukaryota, Viridiplantae, Streptophyta, Magnoliopsida, Solanales, Solanaceae.